UACUUCCCUGUUCCUGCUCCUCCCAGUUCAAAGAUGGCAGCCAUGGGACAGAGAUGAGAGACGACACAAAUUAAGGAGUUUGGUCAUGAAACCUCAUCGGGAUGAACAGCUGUUACAUGCUUGGUUUUGACAUGACAACGAUAUAUUUUGUAGCUGCACAUGUGUUGUCCUGGCCAUACAUUUAAGGGUUUCAGAUAUAUCAUGAUUUCCUGUGAGCUAAGCUAGCAAGGAACGGUUAGCCAAUAAAUGAACCUCUCUCUUCUGGAUACUAGAAGACAGCAGCUGCUUUGCAUACGGUCUAUUGACAUACUGCAAGCCCAAAAUCAUCAUGGCCAUCACUCAGUUCCGUCUUUUCAAGAUCUGCACAUGUCUAGCCAGCUUGCUCUCUUUCUUUAAAAGGUUGAUAUGCAGGACUGGAAGGGGCCGCAAGCUCAGCGGUGAUCAAAUUACUCUCCCAACAACAGUGGAUUUUUCAUCAUCAGUACCAAAACAGCCAGAGAUUGAGGAAUGGAGCUCUUGGGAUGAAGAUGCUCCUACAAGUAUUAAGAUCGAAGGUGGAAACGGAAAUGUUUCCCCUUCACCCAACGAGGAAGAUGACGAACCGGACUACUUCAAAGACAUGGCUCCCACCAUCAGGAAAACACAGAAGAUAGUGCUGAAGAAGAGGGAGCCUUUGAACUACCCGGUGGCUGAUGGGUCGGCAGGUUUCUCCAGCAGAUUGGCCGCCUCUCAGGAUAUGAUGACCUUCAGUCCACCUUCAGCUGAGCUGGGAGAAAUGGACACCUGGCAGGAGGACGCAAACGCCUGGGAGGACGAGUCUGAUGCUGCCUGGGAGGCGGAGGGGAUGCUCAGACAACAGAAGAUGGCUGAAAGAGAAAAGCGGUCCAUGGAGCAGCAAAGGAAGAAGAUGGAGAAAGAGGUUCAGAGGAUGAUGAAGAAGGAACAAAAAAUUGCAGUCAAGCUCUCGUAACACUUUAGAAAUGCUCAGUGUUGAGCAGAAGAGAUGAAGGGGAGGGGGGCAGAGACUUUAAAUAAUUUGUUAUUCUGUCUUUUAAGUUAUCAAAACGACCAGGAUGACCACCGGCACUACUCAUCUGUAAGCAAACUCUCCUGUUUCUCCAUCCUUUUUCCACCAGCAGCCACAUUCAUGUGUUUUCUAGCUGCAGCAGUGUAACGUGCAUCAUUCUAAAGAGGAGAUAAUAUCGGUUCAUGUUGCUGGGUAAUUCUUGUCAUCAGGGGAAAACUGUAUUCAUAUUAUCUGGUUCAUCUUAGCUGCAGCAUUUAAAGACGCCAUGUGGAUUCAAACUGUACGGUUACGACGGAAAAUGAUCUACUUUGUUUUUUUGUUUUCCCCCAGUAACAUCUGUAAAUAAACAGGUACCUGUGCUACCUUUUCAGACACAAUUUGGGCAAACAA
Molecule: messenger RNA, 1417 nt
Organism: Labrus bergylta (ballan wrasse)
Lineage: Eukaryota; Metazoa; Chordata; Actinopteri; Labriformes; Labridae
Gene: ebag9
Product: estrogen receptor binding site associated antigen 9
Cellular component (GO): secretory granule
Source: RefSeq, a predicted model, not a curated record